This is a messenger RNA of Marchantia polymorpha subsp. ruderalis, 1066 nucleotides long. The record is from the annotation of a GenBank genome assembly. Lineage: Eukaryota; Viridiplantae; Streptophyta; Marchantiopsida; Marchantiales; Marchantiaceae.
UAGGAUUUGUUUUCUCUCAGAGGAUGCCAAUCAUUUGCUCGCACAGAGCAUCUUGGUUUGGUUCUUCGUCCGCCUCAAUCGCUACUCCGUGUGGAUUGGAGGCUUUUCCUCGAAUUUCCACGAAUUUGGGGCAGACCAGAUUGGACUCGAAUGCUCCUCAGUAUUCUGUUCGAAAGUUAUCAUGGUGUUCGCGGAUGCGGGGUCAGCAGCUUACGAGCAAAUCACUAGGCGCGCUGAAUUCUGAAUUGCAGAGAUGUGAGUCACAAGUCAGUGCAUCGAGUCUGAACGUCUACAAUUUUGACCAAGGGGAGGGAGGACAGGGAGGAAAGGACGAUCGUGAGGAGGUGAAGCUGAAAAUCCCUGUCGGGCCCACUGGAAAUUGCCUCGAGCAGACUUUUACUUUCAAGAGAUUACUUGGUCCUUCCAGCGUUUUUGUAGUUGUGACUCUGCGGAAGCCCUUGGGCAUAAUAUUUGAGGCAGUCGAGAGCAGGAACAAGGAGAGAGUAGUGGUUGCCGAAUUGGUUCAGGGAUCUCAUGCCCAGCGUGCUGCCAGGGUGAAUCAGAUGUUCCAGGGAGCAGAUAGUAACAGAAAAUCUUGUGGCGGUGGCGUCAUUCUGAACGGCGACGUAAGACCCGGAGACAUCCUUCGGGCAACCACGACGGUGGGGGUAGUGGUGGAUUUGUUUGGCAUACGAGCUCCUGUACGUGUCAUGAUGCUUCACAAAGCGGAUGGGAGAUGCUGGGAUGACACCAUGGCUGCCCUGAAAGCGAGCUUUGUGGCUGAUGGACCGCUGACACUGGUUCUAGAAAGAGACGUUUGAAAGGAUGCCACUCUUCGGCCAAUUUCGCAUGCAUAGAUCUUCUUAAUAUGGAAUCACUCAGCUUAUGAUGAUUAUUAUCACAUUGUAAAUCUCACGGAACAUUCUUACUUCGCACUUAAUUCAAGGUCCACAAGAAGCACAAAUGUUGGUGUCUUAUAUUUCAAGAGCAAAGUUUCUCAGUCUGCGAUCCUUUGGCAGAGAUGUUCAGGGAUUGCCUGUAUUGCCUCCACAUUAAUGGAUUUUCC